Messenger RNA from Trichomonas vaginalis G3, 1119 nucleotides. RefSeq lists its product as uncharacterized. Lineage: Eukaryota; Parabasalia; Trichomonadida; Trichomonadidae. The record is from RefSeq and is a predicted model, not a curated record. The coding region runs from base 1 to 1119 and encodes 372 amino acids. The transcript has a single exon.
AUGAAUUUCGAGAUUACAUCAAAAUCUAUUCUCCUACGAAAAACCUUUUACACUGAUAAUCUCUGGAGUUACAAUUCAACGAAUGAAUAUCUACUUAAUAAAGAAAGAGACAUUUAUUUUUGUCCGAAAUGUUCUUUCACUCCAUCUAAUUGGCCUGGUGAUUCUACAUUUCGAGAUGUUAUUGUAACAUUUUGUUUCGGCAGUCCACAAUCAGUUCCUCCAUUUAUUCGAAUGCUUAGGACUGUGAAAUGCCGAGCCAAAAUAGUAAUAAUUGCUGACGAAAUUGCCUAUCAAAAACUAUACAAAUAUUCAUUUUCAGACUUUUAUCCACUAUGUGAUGUAAUAGUUUAUAACAUAGGCCAAAGUCAGAUUCAGCUGAGAUACGAGUUAUACCAAAUGAAAACAUUGGUAUACAGAGAGUUCCUCUCAGCAUUUUAUUAUAAAAUUGAUCGAAUAAUGAUGUGUGACUUAGCAGAUACAGCAUUUCAGAGCGAUCCUUUCAAAUAUUUCAUGCAUGAAGAUUCUGUAUAUAACUAUAUCGAGAAUAUUACUAUCGAAGAAGAAGAUGAAACUUUUAUUGAUAUACAAACUUACUUUCAAGACGAAAUAUCCGAACAAAACUAUAUAGUUACACCAGCUGCAUACUUCGGAAAUCCAGUACAGACUCUAAAAUUGCUCGAUUUAGUACAAUCUUAUUUCUGGGAUGAUGAUUUCCAAAGAAAGAAUAUCGUUGAUCAAUCAAUCAUCUCAUACCUAUACUAUACGAAGAAAUACCAAGACUUUGGUAUUAAUAUGAAAGCUUUAAAUUGGACAGGUGGAAUUAUAUCUGCCAACCUUGCAUAUUUUUCCAAUUAUGAUAUUGGAAGUAUUAACUGCAUGGACCUAAGUUCUGCACCUUUUUUGAUACAUCAUACCAAUUAUAUUAGAGAUAUUUUACUUUCCAUUUAUAAAACUUGCCCGAGGAUCAAGAAACAUAAAGGAGAGAUUUACCUGGGCGAUCUAGAUAGAGAAACUAUGGAAUCUAUUGACGCAGAAGUUCGUAGGGCUAUUAGCCUUGAUAGAAAAAUGCGAUACAAUAGGCGUAAGGCAAAAAUUGAAUCACAGAAAAUAAAAAAAUAG